Messenger RNA from Labeo rohita (rohu), 2033 nucleotides. RefSeq names its product urotensin 1 (gene ucn1). The record is from RefSeq and is a predicted model, not a curated record. Gene Ontology annotation, cellular component: extracellular region. The transcript has 2 exons. Gene Ontology annotation, molecular function: hormone activity. The coding region runs from base 409 to 846 and encodes 145 amino acids. Lineage: Eukaryota; Metazoa; Chordata; Actinopteri; Cypriniformes; Cyprinidae.
CACUUUGCUCAGGUGCAUUUGAAAACAAGUGAUUUUAAAGUCAAAGGACCAGUAGAACCAUUAACCGAUCACAUGUUUGUUACAACUUCGGAUUGUCUUUGAUACCAAGUUAAUGACUUUGCAACAGCAUUAGGAUGAUCGUUUGUGAUGGAAAACUUUGGAGAGACAAACAAACGUCUCACUUCGUCCUUCGGAUCUACAGCUCCUUUACUCCACUCUUCGUUUCACUUCAGAAUUGCCUCAUUUACAAGCAGUUUAUGCAGCUCGACUGACGUCAAUGGAGCGGUGUGUGAUGUAUAUAACCAUUGAGCUCCAGGAGCUCCACUCCAGUCUGUCUGCAAACACUCUUCCUUACAAGUACUUUUGAAGCAACAGAAGACGACCGAGAAGCGCUCGGCUGUGUCCAGCAUGAAGCCCGUCCCUUUGGUCCUGCUCAUUACUUCAGUCUUACUGACCACCCACGUCCCGCUGAGCACCUGUCGACCCCGCGAUGUGAGCCUCAUGAACAACCAGCUAGACGACGUGCUCUUAAACAGGGCUGGAGACGACGCCGUGUCCUACCUCGUGGGCGAAAAACUCCUUCAAUACCUGCAAAGAAACCUCGGAGCGCAGAAAGCAAGCGGUGUCCUGCACCUCCCGCACUUCCCCACGGCGCAGCUGCGAUCACCACACGAGGACAACAGCUUAGAGGAGCUCACGGAGUUUUCCAAACGGAACGACGACCCUCCGAUCUCCAUCGACCUCACCUUCCACCUGCUGAGAAACAUGAUCGAAAUGGCGCGGAUCGAGAAUCAAAGGGAACAGGCGGAACUGAACCGCAAAUAUCUAGAUGAGGUUGGGAAGUAGCUGUAGCUCAAUGAUGAUGCUUUCAAUCGGCGAGUAAAGAACAAGCUCAAUGCACUCUUUCACAUCCCCCAACUCUCGCUAAAGCAUAUGACAUUCACCGAUGCCUCCUGCUCGACCCACACUCUUAGAAAUAAAGGUUCUUCAGUGGUUCCUUGCCACUGCAAAGAACCUCCUUCUCCUUCUUGAGGUUCUUUGGAGUUCUUCAGAUCAGGCUAUUGGUUUCUGGGUUCCAACAUGAACAACACUUGUGGCAUCAGGGUUAUGUGGAACCUUUAUUUUUAAGAGUGACAUCUAUCUGUUCACCAGAAGAGUUUCUGGUGACCUGCUGCUGUCUCCAUCACCUCUGGACCAUUUCGAAACCAGGAACCACAAAAGCCACAACAGACCUACCGGGACCUUGAAUCACUGCCCAUGGCAGGGUGGUUCGCAUGUAACCAAAUCAAGAAUCGAAUCAACCUACAAUUGACUGGUGCCCUUUGAGUGUUUACAGUUAUUGGCCUCCUAAUUAAACUCCUUAAUUGGCAUCUAUGGUAUAAAGAAUCUCUAACAUUUAUAGUGGUUCUAUAGAUUAAUAAAAUGUUCCUCACACUAUGAACGAAAUGGUUUGACUAAAAGGUUCUUCGGGGAACCGAAAUUGCUGUGAAUUGCUGUUGAAAACCCUCUUUAUUUUUCUUAAAACAUUAAGAAGUAUUACUAAACUAUUACAAGUCCUGCUAAUUAUUAUUGAGCAACCAGUUCAAUAGUAUAAUAAUAGAGUUCGCAUCAGUAUCGCUCACUUGAAUGAGAGUUGUUCUCAAUGAAGGCCAUCGUAAAGAGUCAUUUUUGUUCUGCUGGUUUGGUUGCACCCUCUUGCUUUGCCGACGAGAGUGUUCCCAUGCUAUACUUUGGUAAUAAUGCCAAUAUUUACCAGAUGCUCACUGUAUACUAAGUGCAAAAGUAUGUUCUCCUUACAUGGUGGGAAACGAUGAUCUGUAGCACUUCAACCAAGAGGCUUACCCACAUUUUGUGACAAUAAUGUUGGACAAUAUUACAAAGUGCUUGAGAUAUACUGUACAUUGUAUAUUGCUUAUCAUUAUGUAAAUUACAUAUUAUAUUGCACCUAAAUGCAUAAACAUGACUUUGUAUUUUGAACAUGGAUCUGCAGAAAUAAAUGAGACUACAUGCCUUUUACAAGUAACUGCAAACAU